AUGACUUCCACUAUGUUGUUGUUGAUUUUGUUCAUGAUACUAUGUAUUUCACAUCCCUCAUUCCAGAUGCUACUCUUGCCACUUACACACACUCUUUCCCAAGCUCAAUUCAACACCACCCACCACCUCUUGAAAUCCACCUCCGCCCGUUCCGCCGCCCGCUUCCGCCGCCAACUCUCUCUCCCCCUCUCCCCGGGCAGCGACUACACUCUCUCAUUCAAUCUGGGCCCCCAGGGCCAGCCCAUAACCCUCUACAUGGACACCGGCAGUGACUUAGUCUGGUUCCCCUGCGCCCCCUUCAAAUGCAUUCUCUGCGAGGGAAAGCCUAACGAGACCAACGCCUCGCCCCCAACCAACAUCACCCGAAGCGUCGCCGUUUCUUGCAAGUCCCCCGCAUGCUCCGCAGCGCACAACUUAGCCUCCUCUUCCGAUCUCUGCGCUAUGGCUCGUUGCCCUCUUGAAUCUAUUGAAACCUCUGAUUGCUCCAAUUUCAAGUGUCCACCGUUUUACUACGCAUACGGCGAUGGAAGCUUAAUCGCGCGUAUAUAUCAGGACACGCUCUCUAUUUCUUCGCUGUCUCUCACAAACUUCACUUUCGGUUGCGCUCACACAGCCCUCGCCGAACCAACGGGUGUCGCCGGAUUCGGCCGCGGUUUGCUCUCUCUCCCGGCGCAGCUAGCCACACUCUCUCCUCAACUCGGAAACCACUUUUCGUACUGCCUUGUUUCUCAUUCGUUUGACUCGGAGCGAGUGCGAAAACCGAGUCCACUCAUUCUCGGCCGUUACAAGGAAAAGGAGAAGAUCAGUGGCAGUGGAAUGGUUGAGUUCGUGUACACGCCUAUGCUUGAAAACCCUAAGCAUCCUUAUUUUUAUACCGUUGGCUUAAUCGGAAUCUCCGUCGGGAAAAGGACUAUUCCAGCGCCGGAGAUGCUGCGACGGGUGAACAAUAAAGGAGAUGGUGGAGUGGUUGUGGAUUCCGGCACGACGUUCACGAUGUUACCGGCGGGGUUUUAUAGCUCGGUGGUGGACGAGUUUGAUCACCGAGUCGGGCGAGUCAACCAGCGCGCGCGUAAGAUUGAGGAAAAAACUGGUCUCGCGCCGUGCUAUUAUUUGAACGCGGCGGCGGAAGUGCCGGCUGUGACGCUGCGUUUUGCUGGAGGCAAUUCCAGUGUGGUGCUGCCUAGGAAGAAUUAUUUUUACGAGUUUUUGGACGGAAGCGAUGAGACGAAGGGGAAGAGGAGGGUGGGGUGUUUGAUGCUGAUGAACGGUGGAAAUGAGGCUGAGUUGAGCGGUGGGCCCGGGGCCACACUGGGGAAUUACCAGCAGCAAGGAUUUGAGGUUGCGUAUGACUUGGAAGAGCAGCGCGUGGGAUUCGCCAAGAGGCAUUGCGCGUCGCUUUGGGAGAGACUGAAUCGCGACAAAAACUAG
Messenger RNA from Sphenostylis stenocarpa, 1428 nucleotides. The record is from the annotation of a GenBank genome assembly. Lineage: Eukaryota; Viridiplantae; Streptophyta; Magnoliopsida; Fabales; Fabaceae.